Molecule: messenger RNA, 1038 nt
Organism: Colletotrichum karsti
Lineage: Eukaryota; Fungi; Ascomycota; Sordariomycetes; Glomerellales; Glomerellaceae
Product: phospholipase A2
Exons: 4
Coding region: 1-1038 (345 amino acids)
Molecular function (GO): 2-oxoglutarate-dependent dioxygenase activity
Source: RefSeq, a predicted model, not a curated record
AUGGCCUCCGAGUCCCCCGCCUCGCCGGCCGACCCUCUGGCCGAGCUCAUCACCGCCUUCAACGACCUCAACGGCGCCCUCAUCGACGAGCUGGACGAGGAACCGAGUCCCCUCGAGUUCAUGCGCUAUGUGGCCCGCAACACGCCCUUCGUCGUCCGCGGCGCCGCCGCCUCGUGGAAGUCCAACACGACGUGGGAUAAGGAGUUUCUCAUGGGAGUCUUCAAAGAUCAGACCGUCAACGUCGCCGUCACACCCUUUGGCAACGCCGAUGCGCCGACGGACCGCGACGGCGAGGUCGUCUUCGCAAAGCCUCACGAGGAGGACCAGGACUUUGAGGAGUUCAUCAACUACGUGAUCGAUCAAGAACGGACCAAGAACACAUCCUCUGAAGUCCGUUAUGCUCAGACCCAAAACGACAACCUCCGCAACGAAUACCUCCCCCUCUUCGCCCACGUGCCCCCCUCCAUCCCCUUCGCCCGCAUCGCCCUCGACCGCGACCCGGACGCGAUCAACCUCUGGAUCGGCAACUCCCGCUCCGUGACCGCCAUGCACAAGGACAACUACGAGAACAUCUACGUCCAGGUCCGCGGCCGCAAGCACUUCGUCCUCCUCCCGCCCCUGUGCCACCCCUGCGUCAACGAGCAGAGCCUGGCGUCCGCCACGUACAGGCGAGAAGGGGGCGGUUUGGAGUUGGACCUCGAUCGCGAGAGUGCCGAUGUCGACGAUGACGAGCAUGAAAAGGAGACCGCGACGGACCGAGUCCCCUUCGCGACGUGGGAUCCAGACUUCCCCGACGUCAACGCCACCAGCUACUCUCACCUCGCCGAGCCCGUACGGGUCACCCUGGAGCCGGGCGACAUGCUCUACCUACCCGCCAUGUGGUAUCACAAGGUAUCACAGUCUUGCCCGGAUGACGGCGAGGGGUUUGUCCUGGCGGUGAAUUAUUGGUACGAUAUGGACUUCGCCGGACCCUUAUAUCCCCUCAGCUCCUUCGUCAGGAACGUCAGUCUGCAAUCAACAUCGACAACACCAUCAUGA